GAUGUUGCAAGCGUUUAGAUAAGAGAGGCUUUGUUAGUGACCUGCGGAAAAUUGUAGGCUUAAGUGAGCUUAUUUUGUAAAUACCCUAUUUUGUAUAUAGUACUGUACAUGAUGAGUUCCGCCACAACACAAAGAGCUGGAAGAGCACCGAAAGAUAAAAAUAAACCGCAGCCCUCACAUUCUACUAUGAAGCCUGCACCACCGGAAAAUUUGAAAACAUCAGAUGGCGUUGUGUCAAAAAUACAACCCACUGCUGAGCAACUGAGAAUAGCUCAGAUUGUGAAUGAUACAAAACAUUCUGAUUAUCCUGAUCUGAAAGACAAGGUUGAAAGAAUUAUUGAAAUAACUGGACAAACCAGUGAUGCCGCAUUGGUAGCCUUACAUGACUGCGAUAAUGAUUCAAACAGAGCUACUAUUAUGUUGUUGGAAGGGAAUCAGGAUGAGGGCAAGUGGGAAACCUCUGGUAAAAAGAAAAAGAAUCGUCAGACACAGCAAAAAGCUCCAGAGGUCAAUGGCCACGAUCCGGUUCCUGUUGAGAAAGAGGAAAAAGAGCCUGUAGAAAGCACAAAUAAACGAAGAGAACCUAAACAGAGAGAUGGUGGCUAUCGCUACAGAGGUCCGCCGAGGAUGAAUCGUGGAGGAAAUAAUAGGCGGAAUUGGCGAAACAAAGAAAAUGAAAAAAAUGAAAGGAAUUUGCAAGAAGGUAGAAGAGAGAGAAAUAGUGAUGGAAGGUCUCGGGGUCCCCGUAAGCAUUUUUCCUCUGGUCGGGGCCGGGGGAGAGGAGGUCGGAGUAGAACGUUUCAGAAUAGAGGUUUACAAAACAAUGAUGGUUUCCCAGAAUCCAUUGAUACUUGGACUAAUAGUACGGCAGAAAAAGUCAACAUGUCCAACCCUGCUGAUGCUACCAUGACUGUUGGUAAUUGGUCUGAUGUUGCUGUUACGGAAGAAUGGAGUGAAGAAGAUUGGGCAGAAAAUCUAACAGAAACCAAAGUCUUUACACCCAGUGCUGGAACGCAGUCAUCAGCAGUUGCAUCAGCUCUAGACAUUCCAACAGCUACUGCAUUGGGUCAGAACAUCGACUUGACUAGUUUCCUCCAAAAAGCAUCCUCUGGUACAGAUCAAGUAUCGAAUUCCAUCGCUGGAGGCUCUGUAAACCAGCAGAAUCAGUCCUCACUUAUGUCUCAGCAGAUAGUAACACAGAUGCAAGCACCAAGUGUUGCGCCUCAAUCUCAGUCACCUUUUGAUUUCAGUCAGUUUGCUAAACAGGCAGCUGAAAGUAUCAAAGCAGCAGUAGGGGUUGGCACUGUACAGAACACUCCAUCAACACCAUCCAUAAAUAACAGCUCCUUUCAGUCCAGUAGUGGAUCCUAUCAAUCUAGUUUUAAUGUGAAUAACAGCAGCAAUCAACAUCAUGUUCAGAUUCCCCAUGAACUGCAACAAGUGAUAGUGUCUCAGUCUGGGUUUUCAUCUAGUUCAUCAAUCUCUAGGGAAUUGCAUUCUCCUGUUGUAUCACAGUCUGCUACUGUAUCUUCUGCUAAAACAACUACUUCAUCACAACACCAAGCUCCAUUGCCACAAAGGGUGAAGCCUCCUAAAGCCCGGUUACCUCCACCUUCUAAGAUACCAGAAUCUGCUGUUGUUAUGCCAGAUGAUGCUGUAACUUCCUUAGAUGUUCAGUUUGGUGCACUUCAGUUUGGUACAGAUUCAUCUCCUUUCGACUUCACAGCAAGUGAUAACUCAAACAGUUACCAGGAUCUUGGGCAAAGUUUCCAACUCUCCAGUCAUGUGAAUAAUCAAACUCUGUCGUCAGCAUUAUCACAGUCUUCUUACUCAAAUGCUUUGCCAUCUCCUGUGACUAUAAGCAAAGAUUCUACGUACAACCUUGGUUCUCAUAAUAGUCCUAAUCAGAACUCUAUUUCUAAUGAUCUUAGUCAGUCACAGAAGGUUGCAAAUCAAGAGAGCAUAUUGCUGUCUCAAAAUGAACACAAAACUGUGGAAAAUGUUUCUUCUUAUGUAAAUCAUCGAACGAAUCAACCAGGUCCUCUUGAAAGUUCGAUAAUGAGUAACAAAUCUGAUCAGAAUACAAUGAGCUCAUAUAAUAGUUCCUCUCAUGAUUCUGAGUCUGGAUAUUCAAACAACCCCUACUCAAGUCAGAAAUCUGUUUUAAACUCGUCCAAUCUUGUGCCAUCAUCAGUCAGCUAUACCCAUACGUCUUCUUCAUUAAAUAGUGGAUCUAGUGACCUAAGCAAUAGUCAGCCAUCACAACCCAAGUAUCAGAGUCAAGUUGUGACACAGGGUCAAAGCGCUUCUUCUUAUGGCUCAGGAUCGUCGUCUUAUGGCUUACAACAAUCUGCAUAUUCAGGGUCUGUAACAACUAGUGGGAGUGCAUAUCCUUCCCAGACUGGAUAUAGUUCUCACGCAUCUGGUUCUUAUGGCACAAACAACACUGGUUACAGUAGUCAACAAAAUGUUUACAGUGCUGCUGUAGCAACAACUACUCAAUCUGGAACUUUGUCUACAUCCGUUUCUAGCUCAAAGUUGACCAAUUCUCUAAGCCAUGGUGUAAAAGAUUCAUCUUUGCUAGAAUCACAACACAAUUCAUCACAGCAUACCUAUGAAGUUACCAGUACAGCCAACAGUUCAAGUGUCUUAACUGCCAGUAGCUUGGCAACUGCGUCCUCGACGAACCACUCAGCCCAAAAUUCAUCAAAUAUGAGCUCAAUGUUAGGUCUUGUUUCAACUUCCUCUUCAACGACUACGACGUCGGUGCUCAAAAAUUCUCUCUCUGCAACAGGUAAAGCAGUACCAAAUAUUCCUCAGAACAUGCCUGCUAUGCUAGGUCAUCAGUAUAUCAUGGGACAGGCAACUGGCUUGCCUUUUUAUGGUUUGCAACAACCAGUUUAUAGUUAUGAAGAAAUGCAAAUGCUGCAAUCAAAACUCGGCACCUUGGGAUUACAGUCACCUGUAUAUAGUUAUGAAGACAUGCAGAUGUUGCAGUCGAAGCUGUCUACUUUGGGCUACUAUGAUAUGCAGUUCCAAGCUCCUACAAGUAUGACUGGUCGUGAUCCUGGUAUGGGCAGUGUGGCAUAUACGGCUGAUGGCAAAUAUAGUAGAGCGGAAACUGAUGCAUCAACAGUAGCUACCACACUGUCUCAAGGACAAGCUAGCACACAGGCACAUGGUCAAGCUUUAUUUAAUCCAGCAGCUGCUCUUCCCCCUGGUUAUGGUUAUUAUUUUGCUGGUGGUAUGAUGACUGGUGGAAUUCAUCACUAUGCUGCUCCACCAAUAUUUCCGGUUCCACCUGCUACUAACACUCAUGGAGCAACAACUAAUUCUCAGUUUCAGAAAGCAAAUGCAUAUGGAUCACACUCUUAUAGUACAGGAUAUGAAAGCUUAACACAAGGACAAGAUUAUAAAAGUGCUUAUGGUGCUGCUUCUCAGAGUCAAGUUAAAGGAGUUUCAGGGUCUGGAGCAGUUCCUGAUCUCUCUGGUUCAGUUUACAGCAAAGCCCAUGCUGCACAACUUGCCAAAUCAUAUGAUAAACCCGGUUUCCAUACUGGAACUCCACCUCCUUUCAAUUUAGCUGGUAAUCAAGCUGCUGGUCCCUUGGGAGCUUCUUCUGCCCCCUAUGCAACCCAAUUCAUACCAGUUCUGGCUCACGGGCAACAUCAUUCGACAGCCCUCCUGCACCACCACAUGCAGCAGGAUACGAGUCAAACGGGGGGCACGCCGGCCUCAGGCCAAAGGGGCCCCCAAGGUCUGGGACAACAGAAGAACAGCAGUAAACAAAAUUACGCUGCCUACUGGACGAGCAACUGAUCAGAAAUAACUUCUGCACCUCGGAAAAGACCAGUCAAGGAAUCUUCCCCUGACACAAGGUAGAUGAAAUGCGGUUUUAUGAUAUAGGUGGCACUCCUUUCGAACGUUUGUGUAUUUCAUAAAUUGAAACAAGAUUUUAGAUCCCAUCUGACGGCGGAACUCGUCAAAUGUUCUUUCUUUUUCAUCAAACGCUUAUUGUUUUUCCUUUGGCAUACCUGUAAAGUAGCAGAAAUAUUUUGCCUUUGUAUUUUCUCUUAACUUUGCUGUUACAUUACAGUUCUAUUGGUAUCUUCUAUCGGAAGAACAUGUUUUUAGAUUCUUGUAUUAUUAGGUUAUAAAGAGUUUGCCUAAUGGUAUAAAUAUACGAAGGCAUCAACUAAGAACUUUUAGCUUUUUCAUACAUUUGCCUUAUUUAUUGAUAAAAAAAAGCAAAAAUCUUCUGAUAAUGUAUGUAUCGUAUCAACUUCAGAAUUGUUCCAGGAGUAUGAUAUAGAUCUUGUGUGUGGCAGUUGCUUCACUGUUAGGUUUGGUGUGUUUUAUGGUCACUGGUUAUUGCUAUGUAUGUAAUAAAGCACACUUUUGUCCUUUUGUAACCCUUAUUCUUUUCAUGAAAUACCCAGUAUAUAUAACGGAACUUAGAUAUUUUUGUGUGCUGAUGUUUAUAGAUUGUAAAUUGUGUUGUUUCAGGCAUGAAAUUUAAGUAUGAAAAAUAAAUUUUACACUUCUUAAAGCAAUUGAAGUUUUUACUAUGGCAGUGUUUGUUAAUAAAUUAUAGAAUAUUUGUUGCAUUAUCAUAUCUGUAUAGUGCUUAGGUAAUUUCUUCAUGUUGUUUUCUCUUUUAUGGAGUGCAAAGUGCACAUUAUCUCCUGCCAGACUUUUCUUUUGGAUAAAAAUUUAGGAAGGAAAAAAAGAACACUCGGAUAUAUAUCUUGUGUGAAGUGUUUGAGAAACACCGAAUGGCUCUUUCAAUUAAUCUGGUGUCAUUUUCGGAGUUAAUCUGCCGUAUUUAGAUGUAUAAGAACUGACUGCUGUUGUAAAGUCACACUAGUGUUUCAUGAGCCAUGUACAGAAAAGCCAUUCUUCAUACCCUAGCAUCUUUUUCAAAUUAUUAAAGUAUUGUAGGUAUAUAUAAAAUUAAUAAAAUUCUGAUUUCUCCCACCACACAAGAUUCUUCUUCCAUUAUUUUCGGAAUCUUGUUUGGAAAAAAAAGCACUGGAGCCGAUGUUUGAGUAUCUUUCUACACGUUUAUCUCUCAUGUUGUUCUGUGAUUUUCAGUGGUUGCUGUAUAUAUAUUCCAAAGAUGGUAUUUGCAAAAAAAAACCCAAUUUGUAUGUAUGGGAGAAAUGCCUUUGUAUUAGAAUUGAUUGUAAUUUAAGUACUAUUUUGCCGAUUUGUGAUGGAAUCAGCAAAUAAGAAAUUAAAACUUGAUAUCUUGAAAAACAUUUGUCUUAGCUAUUUUUGCUUAUGUUACAAGAAAUGAGUGCGGUUUAAGUAUACUUACAAAAUUGCAUAAUCCUGUUCUAAAUAUCCAUUUCAGGUAGUAAAAUCAUAAAAUAUACAUAGCUGUAAUAUUUCAUACAAUUUUAAAAAUCAAGAUGUGUUUAAAUGCAAUAUAUUUUUAUUACCCAAAAAAAUCCAUAUUUUGUUUAUCGACAUGAAGCAGUAUGUUAGAAUGCUUACGAACUUUAAGCUAUUUUCAGAAAAAUCAGUGUCAAGUUCGGCAAGUUUUGUAGAGGAAUGUUGGCUCUCUCAAAAAAGAAAAUACACACCUACAAGUAUUGUACAUUUUAGCCAUUCAAACUUUCAUUUGGCAUUAUAUGUGUCCUUAUCAUUAUGAUUGUUUUUUGUUCAAAAUAUGAGGUGUUUGAAGGCAUUUAAGAAUUUCUGCAGGUUCAGAGAGAAUCAUAGCAAUUUACUUAUGGCUACUUGUCUUUGUGUGUAAUUUGAUGCAUAGAUCAUUUUAAUUUUUAACAUUAAAAUUUUUAUUUGCGAUCUCUAUUGUUCAAUGCAUGUAAUAAAAACUGCGAUUUUGAGUUUGA
Messenger RNA from Uloborus diversus, 5858 nucleotides. RefSeq names its product protein lingerer-like. Gene Ontology annotation, cellular component: cytoplasm; nucleus. The record is from RefSeq and is a predicted model, not a curated record. Gene Ontology annotation, molecular function: protein binding. Lineage: Eukaryota; Metazoa; Arthropoda; Arachnida; Araneae; Uloboridae.